AUGGUUUGUGGUGCAGCGACUCAGGCUCGAUCUGGAGCGAGCAGGACGGAGCCUACGGCGCGCCCGCAGCCGGAGAACGAGACGGCAGGAAACCACCUGAAUCAGCGGAAUCAGACGCGCGUCAACUACGACCUCAUUAAUCAGAAAAGCAGCUACUACCAGAACGCGGAGACCCCGGUUAAUUCGAUAGCACACGCUAAAAUAUGCCUAUUACAAAAAGAGAAAAACAGGCAAACAGACUAG
Molecule: messenger RNA, 243 nt
Organism: Phyllotreta striolata
Lineage: Eukaryota; Metazoa; Arthropoda; Insecta; Coleoptera; Chrysomelidae
Source: the annotation of a GenBank genome assembly